This is a messenger RNA of Neltuma alba, 1899 nucleotides long. RefSeq lists its product as uncharacterized. The record is from RefSeq and is a predicted model, not a curated record. The transcript is spliced from 4 exons. Gene Ontology annotation, molecular function: zinc ion binding. The coding region runs from base 1 to 1899 and encodes 632 amino acids. Lineage: Eukaryota; Viridiplantae; Streptophyta; Magnoliopsida; Fabales; Fabaceae.
AUGGUGGGGACAGCACAUAAAGGUAAUGACAAUGUGGAGGAAGGAAUGGGUUAUCCAGAAAUGAUCUCAAGAAUGGAAGGACUGUCAGAACAGAGUGAUGAGCCUACGUUGGAGGGAAAUGCUUUGGAAAGUACAAGUUCUGGAGGCAGUGAAAGACCUAAUGUAAGCCUACCAUACGGAGUAGUGAGUGCACCUACACCUUUGCCGGAGAUGAAUUCUUUGAAAUGGAAGGAAUUGUUGUUAGGACGGAACCAAACUUUUGCAAAUGCAGAAGAUUUCAAGAAGAAAGUACAUAAGUUCAGUAUUGCAAACAAGUUUGAGUACAAGUAUGUGAAAAAUUGUAGGGGAAAAAUGUAUGUGAAAUGUAGUGUUGAAGGUUGUCCGUGGAGGAUAAGUGCAAGAGUGGGCAGAAAGAGUACUCCCUUUUUACGUGUGGCAACAUUCAUAAAUGAGCAUGUCCAUAAUGCACAAGACAAUCUUUGUGUGGAACAUUGUGGUUCAGCUAGCUUGACAGCAUCAAUCAUCAGAGAUGAGGCGAAGCAAAAAGCUUUAGAGGACAUACAUGGCAGGCCUGACCAGUCUUAUAUGCUUAUUCCGUGGAUAUGUGAACGGUUGAAGGAAACAGAUAACAAAACCGUGGCCAAAUGGGUGGCUAAUACUAAUAACACAUUUGAGCGUGCAUUCAUAGCAUAUGGGUGUUGUAUAGAAGGCUUUAUAGCUGGUGCUAGACAUGUACUGUACAUUGAUGGAUGUCAUUUAAGUGGACCGUAUAAGGGGACGUUACUGUUGGCGUCUGCUUAUGAUGCUGACAACGAAUUGUUACCUUUUGCGAUUGCUAUUGUAAAGGGAGAGACACUUGAGGAUUGGACAUGGUUCUUAUAUAUGAUUAAGGAGAUAGUUGGCUCGAUGGAAUUGACAAUUGUGUCAGAUCGACACAAUGCAAUAAUAGGCGCCGUGCAAGCAAUAUUUGGUGGUGAGAGGCAUGCAUACUGUUACAGACAUGUUAAGGAAAACUUCAGUGCACAAAUGAUUAAAUUAAAUAGAGGAAAGAGGAAGACUAGUGGGAAAGCAAGGGAGGAGGGACUGCAAUACCUGGAUGCCAUUGCAUAUGCAAGGCUUGACACCGAGUUUGAUGGUGCAAUGGAUAACAUGAGAAAGUUCAAUCCACAAUUAUUUGAGUGGCUUCUUAAUCAUGGUGAUGUUGAAAGGUGGGCCUUAAGUAAAUUCCCAUUUAAACGGUGGGAUAACAUCACAACAAACCUUGCUGAGUCAUUCAAUGCUUGGAUGUUGAAAGAGAGACGAUAUAAUGUUGCCCAACUUAUACAUGAGCAUCGUGAGAAAGUGGCAAAGAAGAUGUAUGCAGCAAGCAUAGCAAUGAGUAAUUGGAAAAAUGGUGUAGGCCCAAACAUAGAUGCAAAAUUGGUGGACAAUGUUGCUAGAUCAGCAUGCAUGCUGAGUGUACCUUAUGGAGGAGGUAGGGUGUGUGUCCAUACAGCAAAAGGAGCUGUACAUGUUGAUCUUGGUCUAGGCGAAUGCACCUGUGCAGCUUGGCAAAUGUCAGGCAUUCCAUGUCCCCAUGCCUGUGCAGCGAUUAAGGCUGUGAAUUGCAAUGUCUAUGAUUUUGUUGAUGAAUGCUACAAGAUUACAUCACAGCAAAAGAUUUAUGGCAGGAGUAUGAUUCCAGUGGCGACAGUAGACAUGCCAAAUCCUAACAAUUACUGGGUGGAAAAUAUAGGAAGUCAAGUGUUCUUGGCACCGCCUUUGACUAAUCGACCGCCAGGAAGGCCUAAAGUAAAAAGACGAGAGUCACAGUUCCAGAAUAGGAAGAUCUACCAUUGUAGCACAUGCAAACAAGUUGGGCACACAAGAAGAACGUGCAAGAAUCCAAACCCAAGUUGA